Molecule: messenger RNA, 945 nt
Organism: Wasmannia auropunctata (little fire ant)
Lineage: Eukaryota; Metazoa; Arthropoda; Insecta; Hymenoptera; Formicidae
Product: ATP synthase subunit beta, mitochondrial-like
Exons: 4
Coding region: 1-930 (309 amino acids)
Biological process (GO): proton motive force-driven mitochondrial ATP synthesis; proton transmembrane transport
Molecular function (GO): ATP binding
Source: RefSeq, a predicted model, not a curated record
AUGCAUAUUUCACUGCGCGUGAAGUCGGGAAGAGACUAUGCAGUCAAAGCUGCAGCUGCGCCCAAAGGUGGUGCACAAGGAAAGGUAGUUGCUGUCAUCGGUGCUGUAGUUGAUGUACAAUUCGACGAUGCUCUGCCACCUAUCCUUAAUGCUUUGGAGGUACAGAAUCGUACACCCAGGCUGGUACUCGAAGUUGCCCAACAUCUUGGAGAAAACACAGUUCGCACCAUUGCUAUGGAUGGUACGGAGGGCUUGGUACGUGGUCAAAAUGUAUUGGAUUCUGGGUUUCCUAUUCGUAUUCCUGUAGGAGCUGAAACUUUAGGCCGUAUCAUCAAUGUUAUUGGUGAACCGAUUGACGAGCGUGGACCCAUUGCCACAAAUAAACUGGCCCCUAUUCAUGCAGAUGCCCCCGAAUUUGUAGACAUGUCCGUCGAACAAGAGAUUCUAGUCACGGGCAUCAAGGUCGUGGACUUGCUGGCUCCUUACGCUAAGGGUGGAAAGAUUGGCCUAUUCGGUGGUGCUGGAGUCGGCAAAACUGUACUCAUCAUGGAACUGAUCAAUAAUGUGGCUAAGGCUCACGGUGGUUAUUCAGUAUUUGCUGGCGUGGGUGAAAGAACGCGCGAGGGGAACGAUCUCUAUCAUGAGAUGAUCGAAUCUGGUGUCAUUUCUCUCAAGGAUAAGACCUCUAAGGUAGCACUAGUGUAUGGGCAGAUGAAUGAGCCACCUGGUGCCCGCGCCCGUGUAGCUCUCACUGGUCUCACCGUCGCCGAGUACUUCCGUGAUCAAGAAGGUCAGGAUGUACUAUUGUUCAUUGAUAACAUCUUCAGGUUUACUCAAGCUGGUUCUGAGGUAAAUAAAUAUAAUUUGUUAAGCAAAUUUAAGGUAGUUUUAGCGAGCAAGUCCCAGUCAAAAGUUAGUCCCUCCAUAUGACUAAUAAUUCAAUAA